UUACGACAGCGGUUUCGGUCUGACGGCAGCUUGUUGUCAUAACCAACAUGGCGGCCGCUGCGGGAUCCACGGAGAGCCGGGAAAGUUCUGCGGCGGGAGACGGCGGCGCUUCCCCCCGCGAGCGGCCCGUCUGCCUGCUGGUUCUGGGCAUGGCGGGUUCCGGGAAGACCACCUUCGUCCAGAGGCUGACGGCGCAUCUCCACUCCCACAAAGCUCCUCCCUACGUCAUCAACCUGGACCCCGCCGUCCACGAAGUCCCUUUUCCUGCCAACAUCGACAUCAGGGACACCGUGAACUACAAAGAGGUGAUGAAGCAGUACGGGCUCGGCCCAAACGGCGGCAUUGUGACCUCGCUCAACCUGUUCGCCACGCGCUUUGACCAGGUGAUGCAGUUCAUUGAGAAGAAGCAGCAGAACCACCGGUACGUCCUCAUCGACACCCCGGGUCAGAUCGAGGUCUUCACGUGGUCGGCGUCUGGGACCAUCAUCACGGAGGCUCUGGCGUCGUCGUUUCCCUGCGUGGUCAUCUACGUGAUGGACACGUCCCGGAGCGUCAGCCCCGUCACCUUCAUGUCCAACAUGCUGUACGCCUGCAGCAUUCUCUACAAAACGAAGCUUCCUUUCAUCGUCGUCAUGAACAAGACGGACAUCAUCGACCACAGCUUCGCCGUGGAGUGGAUGCAGGACUUCGAGGCCUUCCAGGACGCGCUGAGCCAGGAGACGUCGUACGUCAGCAACCUGACGCGCUCCAUGAGCCUGGUUCUGGACGAGUUCUACACCAACCUGAGGGUGGUGGGCGUGUCUGCCGUCACCGGAAGCGGAUUGGACGACCUGUUCGUUCAGGUGGAAGAAGCGGCUAAAGAAUACGAGACAGAGUACCGUCCGGAAUACGAGCGCCUCCGCAAACAGCUGGCGGAGGCGCAGAGCAGGAAGCAGCAGGAGCAGCUGGAGCGGCUCAGGAAGGACCUGGGAGCCGUCAACGUGACCGGGGCUCCGCCCACAGAGGAGGGCGAGGAGGCGGGACCCAGCGACCUCAUCAUGACGCGGGGUAACCCUGACGACGAGGAGGAGGAGGACAGCGACACCGACGACAUCGACCACACAGUCACGGAGGAGAGCAAAGAGGGCGUCGCCUUCGGGAACUUCCUGAAGGAGAGAAGGGAAGUGGUUCAGGUGCGGAACAGGAAGUGCGCCACACCCGACGCCCCGUGACCUCCGGACGACUGUGGACUGGCACAGGCUAAUGAGUGGAGCGGGUCCUGACCUUUGACCCUCAUGCAGAGCUCCUGAUUGGCUGCUUUCUCCUUUAGAAAAAAUCUAUUUUUAUAUGAA
Messenger RNA from Oryzias melastigma (Indian medaka), 1331 nucleotides. RefSeq names its product GPN-loop GTPase 1 (gene gpn1). NCBI's taxonomy places the organism in Eukaryota, Metazoa, Chordata, Actinopteri, Beloniformes, Adrianichthyidae. The transcript is spliced from 13 exons. Gene Ontology annotation, molecular function: GTPase activity; ATP hydrolysis activity. The record is from RefSeq and is a predicted model, not a curated record. Bases 48 to 1211 code for a protein of 387 amino acids.